AUGCGAAAACGAAGCCACAUGAGGCCAUGUGUCACCGACAAAUCAGAGAGUCAAGCAGGUUCUACUGAGUGUGAGAGUGACGACGCCAAUAGUGACGACGCCAGUACUGAAGGAGAGUGGACUAACCCCACGUUUGGGGGACAAUCCCUGUACAGCACGAUUUUUCCGGAUUUUAUGGAAAAAGAGAAAACCUUCUGCCCUUCAAGUCCUGCCUCCUGGCACCUAGGCACGUGUCUCAGGACUACCACCGCCCCAACAGUCGUCAAGAAUAUGUCUCACCUCUCUUCUCACAAUGACGAUGAAUUCUGA
Messenger RNA from Chondrus crispus (carragheen), 309 nucleotides. RefSeq lists its product as hypothetical. Lineage: Eukaryota; Rhodophyta; Florideophyceae; Gigartinales; Gigartinaceae. The transcript has a single exon. The coding region runs from base 1 to 309 and encodes 102 amino acids. The record is from RefSeq and is a predicted model, not a curated record.